This is a messenger RNA of Talaromyces stipitatus ATCC 10500, 1878 nucleotides long. RefSeq names its product dynein family protein. The transcript is spliced from 6 exons. Lineage: Eukaryota; Fungi; Ascomycota; Eurotiomycetes; Eurotiales; Trichocomaceae. The record is from RefSeq and is a predicted model, not a curated record. Gene Ontology annotation, biological process: microtubule cytoskeleton organization; microtubule-based movement. Gene Ontology annotation, cellular component: centrosome; cytoplasmic dynein complex. Gene Ontology annotation, molecular function: dynein heavy chain binding. The coding region runs from base 274 to 1878 and encodes 534 amino acids.
AUUCGGUGUCAUAUCAUUUUCUGCGAAUAACUUCUGGCCCAACUGAUUUAAACAUUACUUUCGACUUUUCUCGUGUUUAUCGAUCAUACUUUUCGUCCACUUGUCGCCAUCUCCCAUCGCCUCGAGCGACGUCCCCUGAACGCGGAACCGUUUUAGUUUGCGGAGCGAAAAGUGACACAACGAUUGGAUAUCCAUACGGCAUUUUGAUCAGUGUCAACCGUGGGUUUUAUAUAACUUACCAGUCCAGCCGGAUAUGGUCUGAUUGUCUACGAAAUGGUUGGUAUCGGGUCGCGUAUGUCUACUGGGACUCAGAACUCUGGCGGCCCGGGAAGCCGGCCGUCGAGUAAAGAUGGCAACAAGAAGAAUAUCUGGUCUUCUAUGUUAGACAGUGUGGCUAGUGGUAAACGACUACCAGAGAAGAAUAUGAUUGUGUUAGGAGGCACACCAGAAAGUCAAAGAGAGUUUUUGGAUACAUUCUCCUCGGAUCCUUCAGACCCGUCGCUACCAAACGAGAGGAGAAAGGGAAAAGUCGCCCCUCUUGCGAAUGAAUUUGCUUUGGGGUACACAUAUCAAGAUGUCCUCGAUGCGGAUCACGAAGAUAUCCUUGCACGAGUCUCGAUAUACCUCCUUUCCGACCCAUCUCCCUCCUUUGCACCUCUUUUACGGCCUCUCUUAACACCUCAGUCCGUUCCAGAAACGCUAAUUGUAAUACUCCUUGACUGGUCUUCUCCUUGGACCUGGGUUCGGCAACUACGCGAAUGGAUCCGACUCUUAAGAUCAGUAAUGAUAUCGUUGGAAGAUUCGACCAAAAUAGUUAUGGAGGAGGUCAUGAUGGAAUGGAAGGAUAAAAAGAGAGGAUUGGAUCCCAACUCGGCAACGAGUGUCACGAAUUCUGGAGGGCCGGUAACGAUACCUUUAGGACCAGGUGAAUGGGAUGAGGGACUUGGAGUUCCUCUAUGCGUUGUCUGUCAAGGGGCAAAUAAAAUAGAACAAUUGGAAAAGGAAAAUGGCUGGCGAGAAGAAGAGUUUGACUUUAUUCUUCAAUUUAUGCGAACUAUUCUGCUGAAACACGGUGCCUCACUCAUCUACACCACACCAUUCCUCGCAAACUCUUUACAAAGUUUGAUCCAUUCGACCUUGGGUAUACAUUCGUUAUUAAGAAGACAAUCCCUCAAACACAACGUCAUAGAUCGGGACAAGGUCCUUGUACCGGCCAACUGGGAUUCUUGGGGCAAGAUUCGUAUUAUCCGAGAGGGGUUUGAUAUUGAGGGAGUCGGCGAUGCAUGGUCUAUCGAAAUUCAAGAGUCAUCACGGCAUUUGCUUAAUGGUGCGAGACAAGACGAGGACGUCGAGACGACAGGCGUACCUACAUCUCCCAUUGGAGAAGAUGGCUCAAGCGCCGUCGCCAUCUACGAGCAAACUAUCAAGGAUCCUAAACAAGAUUCCGCCGCUCCGGGAAGCGGUGUCAAUGCGAACAGGAACAAGAUCGAAAUAGAGACGGAGGAUAUGCAGAAAUUCUUAAACCAGCAACUCACUAAACUGGACCAACUCAAGGCCGAAGACGAAAAGGACCGGGAAGCCAAGAAAGUACCAAAGGCUCUUGAAAUGUCUCCUCAUUUUGACGAAUCUGGGCAUGUUAAUGAACAUAUCGGGCCUGUACAAUUCAAUAUGGGAGGUAUCCAAGUUGAUGCUGACGACAUGUUGAGGAAAUUGAAGGAACGAGAGGCCAACCGUACACCGAAGAGAGAAGCCAUCCCAUCUACCGGGCCAACCGAUGAGAAAGCACAGAACCAAGCACUCGCCAGCUUCUUCGCAGGACUUGUCAAAAAGCCCGGCGGCAGUCCGCGCAGCAGUCCAGCACCUAACUCUAAUCAAUAA